Diceros bicornis minor is the source of this 3443-nucleotide messenger RNA. It is a transcript of the gene OSGIN2, whose product is annotated as oxidative stress induced growth inhibitor family member 2. The coding region runs from base 104 to 1753 and encodes 549 amino acids. The transcript has 6 exons. The record is from RefSeq and is a predicted model, not a curated record. Lineage: Eukaryota; Metazoa; Chordata; Mammalia; Perissodactyla; Rhinocerotidae.
UGCGGCAGCCGCGGCCCCCGCGACCCCGAGCGAGCGGGCGGGCGGGCGCCCCGGACGGGCGGCCCCGCGCGGGGGGCGGCGGCGGCCGUGGCGCCCGCGCUCCAUGCCGGUGUGGUGUUGCCGCUGCUCUCUGGCCGGUCAUUUCAGCAACUAUAGUGACACUGAAACCGAAGGAGAGAUUUUUAAUUCCUUAGUGCAAUAUUUUGGUGAUAAUUUGGGGCGAAAAGUUAAAGCUAUGCCAUUAGUUGAAGAAACUACUUUACUUGAAGAUUCAUCAGUGUCUUUGCCUGUGGUAGUAAUAGGAAAUGGACCUUCAGGAAUCUGCCUUUCUUAUAUGUUAUCAGGUUACAGACCAUAUUUAUCAUCAGAAGCAAUACAUCCAAAUACAAUCUUACAUAGUAAAUUAGAAGAAGCAAGACAUCUUUCCCUUGUUGAUCAGGACUUAGAAUACUUGUCUGAGGGCCUUGAGGGCCGAUCAUCCAAUCCAGUUGCAGUGCUUUUCGACACACUUCUUCAUCCAGAUGCUGACUUUGGGUAUGAUUAUCCAUCCGUUUUGCAUUGGAAAUUAGAACAACAUCAUUAUAUCCCUCACUUAGUUCUUGGUAAAGGUCCACCUGGUGGAGCUUGGCAUAAUAUGGAAGGCUCCAUGUUGACAAUCAGCUUUGGAAAUUGGAUGGAGCUGCCUGGACUUAAAUUUAAAGAUUGGGUGUCUAGCAAACGAAGAAACCUAAAAGGGGAUCGAGUUAUGCCGGAGGAAAUAGCUCGCUACUAUAAACAUUAUGUAAAAGUCAUGGGUCUUCAGAAGAAUUUCAGAGAGAAUACUUACAUUACCUCUGUAUCAAGACUCUACAGAGAUCAAGAUGAUAAUGAUGGUCAAGACAGAAAUAUUUCAACACAGCAUUUACAACUAGAGAAGUCAAAAUUUAUCAAGAGAAACUGGGAAAUCAGGGGUUAUCAGCGAAUAGCGGAUGGUUCCCAUGUUCCCUUCUGUCUCUUUGCUGAGAAUGUAGCUCUGGCAACUGGAACAUUGGAUUCUCCUGCCCAUCUGGAAAUUGAAGGGGAAGAUUUUCCUUUUGUGUUUCAUUCAGUGCCUGAAUUUGGAGCUGCUAUAAACAAAGGAAAGUUGUGUGGCAAAGUGGAUCCAGUGUUAAUUGUAGGCUCUGGGCUUACUGCGGCUGAUGCGGUACUGUGUGCUUACAACAAUAAUAUCCCUGUGAUUCAUGUAUUUCGCAGACGAGUAACUGAUCCAAGCUUAAUUUUCAAACAGCUUCCCAAAAAGCUUUAUCCAGAAUACCAUAAAGUCUAUCAUAUGAUGUGUACUCAGUUAUAUUCUGUAGACUCAAAUCUUUUAUCUGAUUAUACCAGUUUUCCUGAGCACCAUGUGCUUUCCUUUAAGUCGGAUAUGAAAUGUAUUCUUCAAAGCAUCUCUGGAUUGAAGAAAAUAUUUAAGCUCUCUGCAGCAGUAGUAUUGAUAGGUUCUCAUCCCAAUCUGUCUUUUCUGAAGGAGCAAGGGUGUUACCUGGGUCAUAACUCAAGUCAGCCAAUCACAUGUAAGGGUAAUCCUGUGGAAAUAGAUGCAUAUACCUAUGAGUGUGUUAAAGAAGCCAAUCUUUUUGCAUUGGGUCCUUUGGUUGGAGAUAAUUUUGUUCGAUUUUUAAAGGGAGGGGCAUUGGGUGUUACACGCUGUUUAGCUACAAGACAGAAGAAAAAGCAUUUAUUUGUUGAAAGAGGAGGAGGAGAUGGGAUAGCUUAAAGCACAUUUACAAGUAAUUUAUAUGGACAGUUUACCAUUAAAGAUUUUUAAUAGUGGUUUUGCAGUGUACUGGCUUAAAUUUUCUGCACUGGAAUUAACUGGAGGACAGCCUCAAGCUUUAGUAACUGUUUUUUAAAGUUACAAGAACUUGGUGUCCUGAUAUAUAUUGUAAUGUCACGGAAGUGUCAGUAUCAGACAAAUAGAAACUGUGUAUUUGGUAUACUUUAAGCUUUCACUUAACUGAAACAUUCUUUUCUUUCAAGACUUACUUUUUGUGAUCAUUUUUGGUUAUGUUUGAUUCUAAAAUAUUACAGCCUUGAAUCUAUAAAAUCACACAGUCAUCAGACCAGAAAUUUUUCUCAGUAUUUAUUGGGUCGCCUUGCUGGUCAAAGGGUGAUGCGGAGACCAGCAUCAGCUUCAUCUGUAGCCUGUUAGAAAUGGAAACUCUCAGGCCCCAGAACAGACCGACUGAGUCAGAAACUGCAUCUUAGUGAGAUUCUCAAGGAAUAUGUACGCUCAUUAAAGUUUGAGACACACUGGUCUAAAGACAAUGGGAUAUAAGGUUGUGUAUUCUGGGGGUGGGAUGGGGAUAGGAGGCAUUUAUAACUCAGGUUUUAUUUAUUUUGAAAUUACCAAUUAUAUGUCUAAUUUAUUACCAAAUAUGGUCUUUUAAAAAAGUAUUUUUAUUGAAACCUUGACAGGUACUUCAUAUUCUUAGGUUCUAAUAAUUUAAACAGUCUAAUAAUGUUGGCAUAUACUUAAGACAUCCAGGAACCUGCCAAGAUAUUUUUUUGAAGAUUUAUUCUCUAAUUAACUAGCAUAACAAUCUAAUUUGCAUUUCAGUAAAUUGUGAAAGGAACUGCUUAUCCCUGUGUGACCAUUGAGUUCAUUUCUGUCACUGAAACUAAGAUAUUUGGGCAUAAGUACUUCUAAUAUUGUAAUACUAUUUGGGUGUUGCUAGAAUUAUUAAAGGUUAAAAUUGAAAAUAAGGUUAAAACCUGUCUUUUCCAUUCCCAAGAUGAGUACUUUGAAAUUUAUUCAUUGGAGAUGACAUAGCAGCUCACCCUGUGGUUUUUUAUUGAAUUAUAUGCUCUAUCUUAAUUUCUGCUUGUGUGCUUAAUGUCUGUAUUUUUACACAAAACCCCUAAAUUUUUAGUGUAAGACAAAAAAAUGUUUCUUCUGAAGUUCUCCAUGGCAAAUUGAAUUUCUCAGUCUUUUUUUUUUUUUGGUAAAAUUUACUUCAUAUGUGUUUAUUGCAUGUCUAAUUAUCCCAUUUUUUCUUAGUAUUAAAAAAUGGACCAAAAUAUCAGUAUUUUUCUGUCCAUGUCAUUGUGACAUUAUCUGCCUCCUGGAUCAUAAUUCACCUUAAAAUUGUUCAGAAUAUACUUCCUUCUACAACUAGCUGUUUCAGAUGAAUUAAUGAAUUCUUAUACUCUUGAUACCUGACAUGUUGGAUUAAGUUUAAUUUGAUUUUAGAAAUAUAAUCCAGCUUUAGUUUAAUGGUAACUUUUUUCCAAAGUAAUUUCAGCCUACUGAAAUGGUAUAACAUCCUCUGAGCACUUGAUCGAGCACUCGCUUGCUUGCCUGUUCUUGGGAGCUCUGAAUGAGUUGGACUGGAUGUUUUUCUUAUUGUCACUUCUAAAUUGAAAAUGAGAUUGUUAUAAAGAUGCUUUCCAGGGAAGGACAAGAA